Messenger RNA from Saprolegnia diclina VS20, 1766 nucleotides. RefSeq lists its product as hypothetical. Lineage: Eukaryota; Oomycota; Saprolegniomycetes; Saprolegniales; Saprolegniaceae. The record is from RefSeq and is a predicted model, not a curated record. The transcript has 7 exons. The coding region runs from base 73 to 1632 and encodes 519 amino acids.
GCUCGUUGCUGCUAUAGAUAGAUAGUCGCAACUCCUACUCGCGGGCGCACCCUUCCGCCCGGACGCGUCCAUAUGAACCUCAGCGCCCGGCGAAAAGACGGUGGCCACACGGCGCCGAUGUCGACGUCGACGCGGCGCGAGAAGGCCGAGGCGAUCCUGCAACGCGAGGCGGUCAAGAGCGACAAGCGGGCGGCUCUUGAACAAGUGCUUGUCGCCAAGCUCUUGAAAAAGUACGCGCCGGACGACGCCGACUUUAGCCGCGUCAUUGUGUCACUGGUCGCCAAGCUCGUGCGCAGCGCGUCGAAGCUCGUCGAAGCCGACAUUGCGGCGCUCGAGAAGACGGUCAAGAAGCUCUACGAUGAGCGGGCGCGAAAGGAGCGUCACGUCGAGGAGCUCAAGCAGCAACCUGUUCGGCGCCCUGCGCCUCAAGACGCGCUCGAUUCCAAGGUGGCCGAGUUUCGCCCGCACACGAGCCAGCGAAACGAGCCAAGAAAGCCGCCCGAAGUCGACCUCAAGACGACCGACGAAUGGGUGCUCAUCAACGCUCUCAACAUUGUCGAGUUUGAAGAGUCGGAAGUCAACAACUUGAAGAAGAAGCACACCAAGACGGUCCAGCAGCGCGAGUGGCUCGACGUGCAAAAGCGCGAGAAAGAGCGCAAGCUGGAAGAGGCCCGUCGCGAGAAGCAGCUUCUGUACAAAGAGCAAGUCUCGGGCUACGACAAGUGGAAGAUGGACGAAAUGGCCAAGUCGCGCAAGGUCAAGGACGCGGUCGACCACAUUCGCAUGGAGCGCGACCAGCAGCUUCACGACGCAAAACUCCGGCAGAUCGAAAUCGAGCGGAAGAAGCAGCACGAAGAAGCGGUCGAGGUCGAGCGCUGUCAGCGCGAACUGCGGCGCGUCGAGGACGAGGCGCUGGACCGGAAGCGCGCCCAGCACGCCCGCAUGCACGCACUGCUCAAAGAAAAUAGCCUCGUGAAAGAGGCCAAGGACAAGGCCAAGCACCUCGAUACGCUCCAGGACGUCAAGAUGAUGGACGAGUACGCUCGGAAGCUGGAGAAGGAAGAGGCCGACCGCGUCAAAGCACUUCAGCACAAGCUCCAGCGCCAAGACCGACUGGACAAGGGCGGAGCCAUCUCGAUCUACGAACAGCUGCAGCAAAAGGCGCUCGAGGACGACCGGCGCGCCGACAAGUACCAGCGCCAGAAGCUCGAGACCGACGUGGAGCGCGAGCUGCGUGAAGCCCGCGAGCGCAAGCAAGAGGCAAUGGACCGCAGUCGGUAUCUCACGUUCCAGCACGACCUGAAGGUGACGAAGAAGCAGCAGCAGCACCUCGAAGAGCUGGAGUACUCGCGAAAGUGCCAAGAUGAGGGCGAGGCCGCACAGCGAGAGACAAGGCACAAGCUCGAGGUGGCCAAAGUCCGCAACAAGGAGUACCAGGCGCUCCUUCUACAGCAAAUGUCCGAGCAAAAAGUCAAGAAGACCUCGGUGCUCAAGGCUAUGGACGCGCGGGAGAAGUCGCUGAACGCGGUCAUCUUGCGCAAGCUCGACGACGACCAUGUGAGUACCAAGGUGGUCGCCAAGCUCAGCCCCGACAAGGUCGGCCGGCCGCUGCCCCGCAACAACAUCUUCUAGUGCUAUACAUACAUACCGGACGCGUCGUCUCUCGUAUGUUGUAGUUGUACGCAGUUCGAUAGACAAUAUCUGUGCACAGCAGGUCGAAAAUCGGACGACCGGCAUUCCUUUGGAUAAACACACGCCACUUUGCA